UAAUAUAAGAACCUGAAUGGGUCAGACUACACAGCAUGGUACAGAAUGGCAUGGCUUGCCACUACGGGUCUUCAUUGCAAUGCAAUGCACUGAGACAGCAUUCGUGUUGAUAUUUCUCAUUUAAGCAAAUAAAAAAAAAAAAAAUCGAUAUUUCUGUAUAUUAUCCUGAAUCGGUUGCAGCAUAGGCGCUGAGGAUUGCAGGCCAGGAUUGCAAUGAAAGAGUGAGGCAAUUUUUCAUGGUACAACCUGCUACAUCACAUACAUCCUGCAGCCGCAUCAGAAGAACACACAGUGAUGUCUGAUGCAGGACGUGAAGCGUAUAAGAAAGAGUUCUGAGCAGGUGAAUGAUAGGAGCGAUGAAAGGGGAAAACUGCAGAACUGAUCCUACUCGGCGAGGAGUCGGGCAAAGAAUCCUCUUUACAGGACCUGAUGGAAUUGGGAAUUACAGAGUCAGACUGUGUGAUUUCCCCCAUAGCAUCGGCAUCGGCGCCUUGUCCUCGGAGGCCACAGGGGAUUUAAAUUACCUCUUCCGUCAUGCACCAUGUGCAUUACCAUGGCUGCCCAAGCACUGCUACGUUGGAGGAGUGGGUUGGGGCAUUGAGCAUGGACUCAGACUCAAUGCCAGAUCUUUACACAGCAACACACAGAUCAAGCGUUCUGAGUUUCGUUCAGUCAUGGAGGACAAGAUAUCUCAGAUAUUUCAGACCCCAUGGCAAGCGACGCCAUGCUUUUUAGACAGGAAGGAGCCGAGUACCCGAGGGGACCAGAGUGCCUAUGAGAACGACAGCCUGGACACCGACAAUCAGAUCCGAGUGAGAAAGAGACUCUCAUCUGAGAAGACAUCGGCAAACAUAACACACCAGAGUGACUUUACUUUGCCAGCCAUAGCACGAGGCAGAACGUAAUGAAAAUAUCCACAACCACAAGGAUCUGCACUUGUUACCUGGAGUGGUUUAGAACAUGCUGUGUAGGAAACAGUGACGUGUAGAUACAGUUCAUUACUCUGGAUUAAAAAAGACCUUUCCUAUUCUGUAUCCAACAUGAUCUUCUGUGUGGAAAUUUCUAACCAUUUGUCAAACUCAAACUGCAUAAA
This is a messenger RNA of Tachysurus fulvidraco (yellow catfish), 1093 nucleotides long. RefSeq lists its product as uncharacterized. The transcript has 6 exons. The record is from RefSeq and is a predicted model, not a curated record. The coding region runs from base 345 to 905 and encodes 186 amino acids. Lineage: Eukaryota; Metazoa; Chordata; Actinopteri; Siluriformes; Bagridae.